Messenger RNA from Pecten maximus, 5081 nucleotides. RefSeq lists its product as uncharacterized. Bases 233 to 2275 code for a protein of 680 amino acids. NCBI's taxonomy places the organism in Eukaryota, Metazoa, Mollusca, Bivalvia, Pectinida, Pectinidae. The record is from RefSeq and is a predicted model, not a curated record. The transcript has 2 exons.
CGCCAUUUUGUAUCGUCGUAAACCUGAUCACGUGACACGCCUGUAGAACGUGCGGUCUGUAGUGAGCAGACGAGAAAUUUGCUAUCAUUAGAGAGCCCUACUGUUAUAUACCUAACACAUAAUGUAACACCUGAGUGUCUGUAUUCCGCUACAGUUGGGAUUUAACCUGAUUCGAUGUAAAAUUAAACUGUAAACGUAUUGUUUGGGUACCAAGUGAACAAAUUCAAUCAAAAUGUGGAUUUUUAUGGUGUUUUUCCUUGGAUUAUCUUGUGCAGCCUCCUUGUCCAACGAUCAGAGAUUUACCUUCGAGAAGUCCUUCCAAGAGUUUUACCAUGGCAACGGUUACUCGGGAGCACAGGUCGGGGUUUACGUGGACGGGAGGCUGGUAUUCCUCCGUGGAUAUGGACACGACCACACCCGGACUGACAUCCGGCCAGAGUCUGUUAUGUCUAUCGCGGGAGCCUCAAAAGCCUUCACUGCCCUAGCAGCCCUAAAACUGGUAGAGGAGGGACAACUUGACUUGGGAUCUAAAGUGUUCGGAUCAGACGGGAUCCUGAGUACGUACGAGCCAUGGAGGGCCGAUCAAGUGGACCGUCGGAUAUACGACAUCACCGUGGAUCAUCUACUGCGUCAUAACGCGGGAUGGGACUCACAACGGUCUAACAUAUACGACCCUGUUUUAAAUAUAGCUUUACUGGAGAGAGGUUAUAAGGUGAAAAAUAUCGCCGACGAAAUGGAUCUGCCGCAGCCCAUUGAACCGGAUGACGUCAUCAGAUAUAUGAUGUCACGGCGUCUUGACUUUACGCCUGGCACUGACAGUGUUGUAUCAAACUUAGGGUAUAUUAUCCUGGGUAGGGUAAUAACACAGGUCUCCGGUAUGGAGUACUCCUUGUAUGUGAAAGAUCGCAUCCUCCAGCCGUGUGGAUUGAUGCACACGCGCAUAGGGCGCCCGCGUGUGUAUAAGCGAGAACAAGGUGAUAUGGAACCAGUUUUCCAGGGUUUUGGCGACGUUUUACCCAUAUUUGUUGACUCUGCGCUCGGGUGGGAGUCUAAUUCGGCAGACCUGCUCCGUUUGUUCAUGUGUAUAGACGGCUCUGGCGACUUCCAGCUCCUUAACAGGACUUCUAUCGCAUCUCUAAUGGCCAAACCUGAAGCCGCACCCGUCCAGCACCAUGACACGUGGAUUGGCGCGGGAUUCCACGUGAAUACCCACGGCGCUGUGUGGAUGAAUGGCGAAUACUACACGGAUGAUCUUGUCUUUUACCAUAAAGGUCCACUGCUACGACCAAAUCAUGGUACGCAUGACGUCGACACGGGAGGGCACGCACGAGCCUGGGCGAUCAUCAUGCAUGGACAGACAUUCAUACCCAUUCGAAACAUCAUCAGAAACAUGAUGGAGGCCAGCAGCACGAACUGGUCAACUGACGAUUACUUUACGAACGAUAUCGUAGACGUAUCAGCCAAGUACCAGGGUGUGCACCGCACGGUCAGGUUCAAGGUCAACGAGCAUCAUCUGACGUCAUUCAUCAACGCCGCCAAGCAGCUCCGCUAUGACAUCAUCUGGUUGAACGGCCUGACGUACCAGAACCAGACAUGGUUUACGGUCAUUGCCGAGAAACAAAAUCGUUCAAUCUACGACGAGUUCACAAUUGAACAUGGUCUUACUGAGAAGCAACUGUAUCACCGCAAAGUUGUACAGGAAAAACGAGGCUACAAUCUCACGUUCUUCCAAAACUAUCGGAGUAGAUCGCACCGUGAUAAAAAAGUGUUCGUCGCCAACUUCCGGCGCCACGCCUACAACAACCACACGAAGAUAAAAUACGGUCUGGAACACUUCACUCAGCCGUAUGACAAACUAUUGCACCUGUUUGUUGAGAAUGGAUACUAUCCCACUUCUCAGUCAUUGAUGUACGAAGGGUUUGACGGUCUCGUCUCAUUCGUUCUGGAGAAAGAUAUCAACGCCAAGGAGCAAAAGGAUUUCAAAUCAUAUGACGACAUCACCUUAUUCCGCCUGACUAAAACAGUCCAAAACAAUGCCCGGUACAGGAGGAAGCUAGCCUACCUUGAUGCGUCCGAUUAUUUCGGAAAACCGGUGUUCUCUGCGGUUUUCAUCCGGGAUACCAAUAGAAACAUGGUAUUCAAUGCUGAACUGACAGAAAACAGCAUGCGAACAAUUAUCCGGAGAAAUGAGGAGAGUGGCUUCUUGCCUAAGAUUAUUGCCGGAUACACGGACAAAGAUAAAAAUCUUAAGUACGCAAUGUGUCUUGAAAAGUGAAUGGUUAACAUUGAUCUUGUUGGAACUACGCAUGUUUCAUCUACAUGUACGUAAAGAAACUUGACUUUGCGUACAGACAGUAAUUCGAGCAUGAACUUCUUGAUCAAAUCGUGAUCAUCAAACGUUGCGCUAUGCCGAUCACUGCUUAAACGAUGUUUUAUCGAACAGUGCUAUUGACGGAUUUGUGCUAUUAAGACAUAUUGUACUGCUUAGUGGACAGUGAGACACGAGAUCGGGCGUCUCGGACACAUUGUGGUAGAGACUACAUAUAGUACUGAUAGACAUAUAGUGCUAGUCACGUGGACACCUCGUGCUAAGGACAACAUAUAGUGCUGAUAUCACGCGGACAUGUUACGCUUAUAUUUUUGCGUGGUGCUAAUUUUCAUAAUUUUCACGGCCCACACUCAGUGGAAACAUUUGCUAUACAUGUAUCUGAGAAAUAGUAGAGGAGCUUACGAUUCCACAAACGAGCACGAAUAUACCCCGCGGAAUCUACCACACAGGACAGUGUUUUCGGAAUUACGUAGCAGGAACAAAGUGUAAUUCGUCAUAUCAUCAACCCAUUACCUUCAUUAGACAGAGUAAUAUCAAUGCAUUGACAUGGCAACAGUGUAACCUAAUAAUAAGGAAUCCACCUAACAAUGCUAUCGGAGGCACAUAACUGUAUUUUGUACUAAGUAUGUAAUAUAAUUAAUACAGAAGACAUUUAUUUACAGGUCCGCCUUCUUACUCCAAUGAAUUUUCAGAUUUCAAAUUAUAGUGGCGAUAUAAGAUAGGGAGGAGAAAAUGAUUUCCGGAGUAAAAUGGGAAAAGUUUGCGACACUACGAAGUAAUCGAAGUGGCAAUUACGAAUACCUUCCAACGAAGGUACAUUGCAAAUUCAACGAAUUUAUCGGUAUAUACGUCUCAGCUUUACACAUGAUAGCCAACCGCUAUACAUGUACACCAAAUCGUACAACUCCGAAUAGAUAAAGAAGUGGGCUUUUUUGUUUGAAUAGUUAAAUAGAACGAUCGUCAAACUUUGACAUCGACUGUUUUUAUAUGUAUAUAUAUAAUAUUAACUCGUUAUUCUCUAAAUCACAAGAAUCUCAAUAUAGUGCAACCUCAGAAGUCUGCAAAUAUUUUGUAUUUCAUCUCAAACCUUAUCGGUAUGAUAAUAAGCAUACGUAUAUAUAUACAUUAUAUAGUUCAUACAUCGUGUCCGGUUUUCUGGAUUAUCAAGGAAUUUUCUGGAUUAUCAAGGAAUAGACUUAUCAUACAUUUUAAUAAUCCGGAUCUCGUUUAUAUUCCGGAAUUAUUUUCCGGAGAACACAUGUCCGGCUAAUACUUAUUCCACUGUAGGAACUAUUUCUACAUCAUGUAGUUGUGUUAGUCUCGCUGUGGUAAAUUUGCAUAAUAGCAUGCACCAGUAUGUAUAACCAUACGUCAUAACCGACGUCAUUACCAUGGCAACAAGUUUUGCAUUAGGCCUACAUGUAGUAUGUUUGUGAUUUACGUUGAUAUGUUUGCGUUCAUAUUUUGCGUUAUAACUAAUAUGUUUGUAAAUACAAAUAUAUAUUUAUCUUUCUUUUUCAUAUAAUGUAUGAUCAUGGCCAGCACACGACUACGUUAAUGUUCUUCUUUACAUUUCCGUUAAGACGAAAGAUACGAAAAUCAACUGGUCUAAUAUAAUUAUCUUCUAAAAUAGUAAGGACUUCAACGAGUCGACAAUAAUUAGUCUUGGUCAAGUCCGAAAUUUGACCGAUCGAGGUACUGACCAAAUUUGUUCACGACAUAGAACGUCUUUUUUGCGACUUUGAAAAAAAAUUAACAUAAGACUUACUUCUUCAUACCUUAAGAAAUAAUUAACAAAUUUAACGCUGUGAAAAUCUUUACGGAUUUUAUAAGCAGUAGAACAAAUCUGACGUCGUGUUGCUGAAUGUCAUGAAGAAAGCGGGGACGAAAACUUACAGUUUGUGUACAUAGUUUUAUGUAGUUGUACAUACUUACAAAAAAAAACCUUAAAGUAUAUAUGUCAGUGUAUAGAGUAGCAGCUGGUCAUUAUACCAGUAAAAUACGUGUAUGUACAUUGUUGUAUAAUGUUUAGUUUCUAAUCACAGUAAAACCUCGUUAUACUGCCACCAUUUAUUUAAGAAAUCUUUUGAUGUUUACUUUUAAAAGGCCAGUAACGUAUCGUUGGAGAUAAAUAUUUAGGAAUUGUAAAUAUAUAGAAGGCCUUGAAGUAUGUUUACGGAUAUUGGGGUAGAAACCAAAGCAAUCGUGUGGCAUUAUACCGAGGGUCUACUAUUAGGUACUAGUAGUACUGCUGUUACAAUUAAUAGGUUUUGGUAUUAGGUUUGACAUAUAGCUACGUAUAUACCUGAAUACUUCUUGAAUAUAAUUAUGAUUACUUGUACAUGUAAAAGAUUUAUCAUACACUUUCUAUCAAAUCCAUAAUUAAGAGUAGCAUAUAUAAAUAUAUAUGUUUUCAUGCCAGACGACGCAACGACUUAAUGUAGUCCGAGUAUCCCCUGACCCUUGUACCCUUAUAGUUACAACGUAACCCGAGUCAAUGGACAUUCAGACUGUUUCAUACAUUACUAGUCAUUGGGUCGGAGAAGGAUUCCUGAUAUAAUUUCAUUAUUUGGAAAUAAUUCGAAUUAGACUGUAAAUUUCAAAGAUCCACAAAUGAGCUCUAAAUACAUUUCUUACUAUUCUUGACUAUUACAUAUACGACAAGUUAGCUGCCUCUAAUCUUAGUAUAUGUGCUAUAGAUUCCAUUGUAUCUGUUGACUUUAUAUCUGUUAAUAAAAAAUGUGCCAUUAUA